Molecule: messenger RNA, 3219 nt
Organism: Maylandia zebra (zebra mbuna)
Lineage: Eukaryota; Metazoa; Chordata; Actinopteri; Cichliformes; Cichlidae
Product: syntaxin-binding protein 4
Molecular function (GO): protein binding
Source: RefSeq, a predicted model, not a curated record
GCAGAUUCCGUUGAAUGGAGCUGUUCCCAGCAACAAAUAAAGCCGCUGCACAGCCACAGCAAGAGAAAAUGACAGUUAUGUAAGAGAUUAACCGUGUGGCUGAAGGUGGAGAUGUUUGGAGCGCACAGGCUGCUUCGCUGGAAUUAGUGCCUGUGCACCAUCAUGUGGCUGCUGGCUGAAGGCUGAACGCUGCGACCGAGCCUCCGCCUGUCUCACCGGAGAACCGGGCUCCAUGUCAACAUGCCAACGUUUUCAGUCAUGUACAAAGGAGCGGUGAUCAUCAGCAGGACACUAAUGGGUCCAUACGGAGUUGACCGGGCUGUUCAUUCCAUGGAGUUUACAGACUGUGAGAAUGGCCUAGGAAUUAAAGUGAUAGGUGGAGUGAAGGAGCUAACAGGAGAGGAGUUUGGAGUCUACGUCAAACGGAUUUUACCAGGUGGCCUUGCUUCAACUGAUGGAAACCUGAUGCCAGGGGACCAGAUCUUGGAAGUGAAUGGGGACAGCCUAGUAGGUGUCACAAGUGAAAGAGCUGUGGAUAUCUUGAGAGCAGCCUCUGCAACCAAUCACAUGCGACUUCUUGUAGCCAGAGAUGAGGAAGCAAAGAGAGAAUUUGCUGAUCUGCUAGAGAAAUAUGGAUCUAAUGGCAGCACUGGAUCAACACGGAACUCUCCGAUCCAGCAAGGAGGUCGCUACCUGGAUAGCACAUCAUCCGGUUCCUCGUCACGCUCCCAGAGUCCUUUGCUGUUGAGCCCAGCAGGCUCUCAGAGUAUGUACAACAACAGUGGGCCCAUGCUGCGCUCCCUCAGUCAUCCAGGUGAAGGGGUGAUUCAACUUAUUUCAAUAGCACGAUCCGGCAGUCUAGGCAUCACCAUUGGAGGAGGUUCCAACAGGCCUGACGGCCCUGCAGUCUUCAUCCAGGAGGUCCUGUCAGGAGGAGACUGUCACCGGGAUGGACGGUUGAGACCGGGAGAUCAGCUCAUUGCUAUUAACAAGGAGUCCUUGAUUGGUGUGACACAUGAAGAGGCCAAAAGCAUGCUAAACAAAGUGAAAUUCAGCCAAGAUACUGCUGUGGACAUAGCCUUCAUCCCGGGUAAAGGACUUUUUCCCAGCAGCACGUCUCUUCACAAUGGGCUCCAGCGAGCCUCGGGCAACAGCUACAACUCUGGACGCUUAAAAGUCCACAUCCGAUCACCCGAGAUCUGUGCAGAGGAGCCAGCCCCACCUUCCUCACCUUCUCCUGACAUCUGUCCUCCAGAUAUUCAUGUUUCAGGUUCAACCAGCCAGAGAUCCCCGACAGGAGCAAAACCUAAGAUAACCCUGGACCCUUACAUUCGCCUCAAAUCAGACAAAUUAGACUUGGCCUUGUCCUUCCUUGGUUUGGAUGUCACAGAAGAGAAGAAGAAGCAGCUGCGACAGAGUCUGACCACAGACCCACAAGGCACCGUGGCCUAUGGAGACUUUGUGGAGGCAACCCGGAACAUCUUCCAGGAGAACCUGGAGGAGCUGGGCUUGGAGACGGGUCCCUUCACAUUCUCCUACCAUGAAGCAGCUAGUCUGAUGGAUACCUCAGCCUUCCACUCACCUACAUAUGAAUCAGAGUGCAGCUACAGCAGUGAGGAGAUGGAGCAGUUUCAGACUGAGGUGAAGCAGCUGCAGACGCAGAUGAAACAGCUCAAGGUGAUGCUGAAGGACAUGGAACACAGCAAGAAAACCCUCGAGGAGGAGUUGCAGAAGACCUCAGAGAAAGCCUGUCUGACUGUAGAGGAGAACACUCGCCUGAAGAGUCGUCUGCAGGCGUCUGAGGCGGUGCAUCGGCAGGCCGGCAGUGCUGAGCAGGACUAUGAAGAAGUCAUCCAGCUGCUGGAGGCUGAGAUCAGAGACCUGAAGAGCCAGCUGGCCACCAAGAAGCAAAGACGGGGAGCAGAGUCCAUGCAGGAGGAGGUGGGCGAGCUGAAGAGGAGGCUGACGACUAUCGACUGCCAGCUGAAGAAGUCCGAGCUGAGCAGGAAAACGCUGGAGAUCUCCAACAAGAAACUGCUAGGCUUUGCUCAGAACGUCCACAAAGUGCUGACCACGCCCAGCCUAUUUGGAGAAGGGGGGAGUAACAGGUCAUCUCCUGCCACGGAAAGCCCCGACAUCCCAUCACCAAUUCCUGACCCAGCCUUCCAGCUGGCUGUGGAAGCCAAAGAGCUGGUGGAGGGGGUGUGUACUCUCACAACUGAUAAAGAACCGGUGAGUGCAGAUGCAGCUUCAGCUCCAGAUGUCAGUCCUCACCAUGUGUGAACAGCACCAAGCCAAAGAGGACUGAGUCCAGACCUGGGCCGGGCAGAGGACCCCCAACGAGCAGCUGACCUCGCCAUGCACUUCACCACAGUCCGCAGCAAACACACCAUCCUACGACAGGACACGACGACAGCGACAGUUAAACCCUCACUGGGACAGACUGACCACGUUUUAAUGCCAAAGCCUGUUUGUGCACAUGAAAUUAGUGUAUUCCCUCCAGUUACUCCAAAUGCUCCUCACAGGGCUCAGCAGUGGGAUCUGCUGAUUCGGUCUCAUCCUGUCAGCAGCACAUCACAUGUACUGAAGUCUCUGUGAGAAGUGCUGCUGCAAUUCUCUAGUGUGUUACUCUUACAGCAGGUGGUACAGGUGGAGCUGCAUGACCAAGUCCUCCACACACUCCCACAGUGUCACUGCUGUAAACCUUGUUAAUACUCUUGCCAACCUCUUUUCUAUCCUCACAAACACAAACUCAUCUCCACUCCAUAAAAGGAGGACUUGUUACUUGGAAAGCUGAUGUGUACAGCGUGUCCCCCUGUGUCAGAAACUCCAUGACAAAUUAGCUCGUCUGCUCUAACACAACAUCUGCCAUGCUUCCUUCCCUCGCGCCCUUACUCACACUGUCAUGGAAGACAAGAAAUGAAGGUUUGAAGGUCCAGCGUGGAUCAUCUUCAUCUCAUUGCCUGGUUCAUGUUGCUGUGUCUCCUGCGUUCAGGAGUAGUGUACCUGUUGCCGUAGCUCCAGCUGUGUAAAACUGUGUUUGGUAUUCUGUGUAGGCAGACCUCAGUCUUAGGCUACAUGUUGAACAUAGAUUUGAUUUCUACAGACAUCUACAACUGCAGUGACAAUAAUGACAUGUCCUUCAACCAGAUUGCAUCUUUGGUGUGGCCUCAUUCUUUCUGUUACUGUUUUAUAUUAAAGGAAUAACUGAUGACCGGA